Molecule: messenger RNA, 1940 nt
Organism: Chaetomium strumarium
Lineage: Eukaryota; Fungi; Ascomycota; Sordariomycetes; Sordariales; Chaetomiaceae
Exons: 2
Coding region: 168-1712 (514 amino acids)
Source: RefSeq, a predicted model, not a curated record
CGCCAUCGACCUAUUCGCCGGACACCAGACAGAACCACCAAACACCACAGCAUUGGAGAUACUGGGUUCGGAUAGUGGAGUUCACAAUCUUCCCCGCUCGUCCCCUCUUCGGAGGAUGACGGGUGUGGCUCCGGCCCUGGAAAGAGCGCCGCUAUUCAUCGUCCACGAUGGGCUUGCACUCGGAUCCGCCGCCACUGCACCCGUUCAGCGAGGACAAGCCGACGCUGCUGGUGUGCUGGUGGAUCACCAGCUUCUGCGCCGUCAUCAUCACGCUGCGGGUCAUUGGGCGCUUUAUCCGGACCGAGAAGCUCUUCAGGGAGGACAAGACGGCCGCCCUGGCCCUCGUGCCUCUGUUCCUGCGCAUGGGCUGCGUGCAUGUCAUUCUGGUGUAUGGCACCAACAAUGCCCAGCUUGAAGGAGCCGGACUCUCGGAGGAGGAUCUUCACAUGAAGUCUAUCGCUAGUGGGCUGGUUUUGCUGAGCAGGGUGCUCUACGCCGCGACCCUCUGGAUCCUCAAGUGCGCCAUCCUCGAAUUUUUCAGGCGGCUCAAUGUCAACUGGCGACGGACUUACGACCUGGGCCUCAUGUUUCUGCGCGGGGUCCUCAUCACGACAUUCGUCGCCGUCGUGAUAAGUGACCUGGCUGAAUGCCAGCCCUUCUCCCACUACUGGCAGGUGCUCCCGGAUCCAGGGGGCCGUUGCCGCCAGGGAUACGCGCAGCUUCUGACCAUGGCCGUCUGCAAUGUUCUCACCGACCUGAUGCUGGUGUUCUUCCCGGUCCCCGUCAUCCUCAGCAGCUCCAUGAGCGCUAAGCGCAAGCUGCAGCUCGUGCUGCUCUUCUCCCUCAGCCUCGCCCCGGUCGCCGUCACCCUCUACCGAGUGCCGCACAUUAUCGAGAAGAACGGAGGUCAACAGACCCGGUCGUUGUAUGCCUCGGUCGAACUGCUCUUCGCAACCGGAGCGGCGAACGCCUUGGUGUUAGGAUCAUUCGUGCGCGACAGGGGCGUGAAGAAGAAGAGGUUCAAGUACGACUCGAUCGCGGCCGGCUCCGUGGACCGCUCCUCUGCCUCUGACACCCGGCGCCCAACCGCCUUGAGGCAUUGGGGCAGCGACGAGGAUUUAGUCCGAGAUAUGGGAUAUGGCGUGAAGCCGGAAUUACGAGAUGUGAACCCUUCGCCAACCGAGAACCGACAAUACUUCCCUGCCCCGGUGGCUAGCCCGCCCGGGGACAUGAACUCAUGGCAAUUCCCCAGACAGGGAUCACCUAGCAUGUCACGGAGCGAAGACCCAGGUGAUAAGUCGACCAACAGAAGCGAUUCGUCCGCCACGCACCGGAGGGUGUCAUUCUUCGACUACGGUGGUCUACUAGACGACCAGCCACUAGGGAAACGGCCUAGCACGUCCAGCGACCAAUCGGGCCCACCAAUCACCACACCUGAUAUAGCAGUUCCCGCAAGCGGCAGCGGAUUCCGGAGAGGAUCGGUGGCCCUGCUACAGGACCUCGGCGGGUUUCUUUCACCGUCGAGCUCAAGCCCCAGGCAAUCGAAACCAAAGUCCAAGGUCAGGAACGGCGGUGAGCUUUCGCCCAUCGUGCAAUCUCGGAAAGGGUCCAUGAGCUCGCCAUCACCGAACCGAAACGCAUCCCCGCCACCGGAGGAGUUGGAGCUGAUGGACGUCGGCGGUUUGCUGGAGGCUCAGACCCACAGGCGCUGAGUCGUCUGUUGGCUUCUUGCGAAUCGAAAACAAACAUAGAACAUAAUACACAACCAAUACCUGCCAGCGGCAGGGGCAUGUCGCAUCGCAAUGCGAGAUAAAGUAAAGGAGAGAAGGCGCAAAACAGGCGUUACUGGAUAGAGGAGAGGAGAAGAUGGUCGGAGUAUUCAUGAGUGGGAGGCGUUUUAGAUUUACUGGCGUUUCGGGCGUUUCGGGCACUGCACAUCA